Molecule: messenger RNA, 1387 nt
Organism: Sycon ciliatum
Lineage: Eukaryota; Metazoa; Porifera; Calcarea; Leucosolenida; Sycettidae
Product: peroxiredoxin-like 2C
Exons: 1
Coding region: 110-721 (203 amino acids)
Source: RefSeq, a predicted model, not a curated record
GUGAGCUUCACAACCAGAUGUUCCUAGUCCCUGUCCGUGAGUGUUUGCCUUUGCUUACUUUCUGAUCACGUUUGACUGCUGGUUGUGGAGCUUGUAUUCACAGGUCAAUAUGGCAUCGACCCAGUUUCAACCGGGGGAGGACGGUACCGAAGAGGAGUUUGAACGUGUGUUCUCUUCCGACCUCCCAUUGUCUAACGGUCUUGGACAGCACCUACUACUCAAGUCAUUGUACCGAGACAAAAAGGCCAUCAUCAUAUUUGUGCGCCAUUUUCUCUGCUAUGUGUGCCGUGACUACAUGAAAGAGCUGGCGAGAAUACCCGUCGAUGUCCUGGAGAAGAUUAACGUCCGCUUAGUUGUCAUCGGCUGCUCGCCACACAAGCACAUCAAUCCUCUCAAGGAGGAGCUUGGUUUCAAGCACGACGUGUACUGCGAUGCUGAGCGGGUGGUGUACAGGGGUCUUGGUCUUAACACUACGCUGGCACUGGGAAAGGCAAGCAGUCAGCACGUCACGUCCUCACUGGUCGGCGGGCUGACCAACUUUGUCACCGGCGCCGUUUCAACCGGUCUGCAGGGAGAUGUGCGACAACAGGGCGGCGCAUUCAUCGUGGCACAGGACGGCACGGUUGAGUUUUGGCACCGGGACUCGGGCAGCCUGGAUCAUGCACCCAUUGAUGACCUGCUGGCUCAUGUCGGUGCCCGUCCACUGGCAACAUACAAGUGACAUAAGCAACUCUGGGGAGCUACAGGUACUUCGGAACUAGUUUCAUUGUCUGCUCUUCGUUGGUUUGAUGCCUUGUGUCAACACUUACAUGUACCAGUGACAAUUUUGAAUUCUUUGCUAUCCUUAAUGCAUGUUGAACUAUGUGGCACUGCAAUGCAUGGCGUACAGUGCAUAGUCGAAUACACACUCUAUUAUAUCAUUUGUUUUCUAACAGAUCCUUUCUAACGAUAAUCUACGGUCAUAACAGAGUGUGACAGAGGUAUGGUACUAAUCGAUUUUGACACAGUGCUCUUACCUUCAGACUAAUGAUUCUAUUUCACGUUUUAUACUUGACCUGUUUCACACAGUGGAUACUGAUCGGAGGUCGGGUCAUGACAGUAUUUUUGGUUCUUUGCUCGUCUAAAAGCAGUGCUGUGAACAUCCACUUUAUACGGGAGGACGCAUAUUUUGUACACAUGCAUUUCAUCAUCAAACACCCAACCUAUUGGAGUGUUUCUAUUCGGCGCACACGAAACCUGCAUGCAUGCUGCGUCCACAUGUGCGAAGAAAAGUGGCGACAACGCUCAACGGUCAGCUACAUUGAAGCCAGGUGCAAUCCUGCUUGGCUUGAUAUUCAGUCGUUGGGACAGAUGGUGGGGUCAGCUAGUAAACAGUCGCCUAACAGAA